Molecule: messenger RNA, 2129 nt
Organism: Punica granatum (pomegranate)
Lineage: Eukaryota; Viridiplantae; Streptophyta; Magnoliopsida; Myrtales; Lythraceae
Source: RefSeq, a predicted model, not a curated record
UUUGGCAUUAAUUCUUAUAAACUAUAUCGGAUAAAUUGCGAUUGCGAACCACAUCAUCUACAUAGAAAAAAAAGCAUUUUGCGAUGAACAAUCUUUUCCCCUCAACCUUUAAAAAGUUACACUUAACCCCUCAACCUCUAUAAAAAAUAGGCACUUUGCCAUUUUGAUCAAAUUCCGGCCAAAUUUCGAUUUAUUUAUUUUGCAAUUUUUUAGAGAUCAGGAUAAAGCUCACCUAGCAUCGGGAGACAAUCUGUUUUUUCUUCUUUCGUAUAUUUCCGGUACUCUUUUAUUUUCAUUAUUUUCGUAUUCCCUCGUACAGUCAUAUUGCUCCCCAUUAACAAGAAAAAGCGCCUUUCUCGGGGGUUCCGGCUCUGGCGUCCAGCCUCCUUCUAUCGUGCUGGCAUCUCCCGUCAAAAGCCGUAUAAGACUAAGAGCACAGCAUCCUUCUUCUUCUCACUUGUUUUGAGAUCCACGCGCCACGUAAUCACCCAUCGGCCAUCGCCUUCUAUUCCCAGGCCAUCCACGUCUCCCCUUACAGUUGAGUCCAAGUCAGAGCUGCCUCCCCAAACCCAAGCCACUGAAGGGGGACCCACCAAUUUUUCACGUGGAGUGUGGACACCCGUCCUGCAUCCUUGUUCCUUUCUCGAAGGAGGAAUUAGAUUCAGCGGACGCAGUUCAUGCCACAAGUCGUCACGUAACUUUCACCACAUCCUCUAUGGAAAGCGAAAGCAGACGCAGAAGGGUCGCCCGGAAGAUGAUGGAACACGGUGAUAGUAUGUUGUCGGAAUGUACUCUGCAGUUACGAAGUCGGCAAUUCACGAAGAUGUGGAAGAGAGAUGCAGAUGAGCACCCGGCCGCCCCUCGGGAGCAUUCUGCUGAUGAUUCGACCGAGAAGUUGGUUGAUGGAGCGUGUGCAGAUGAUGCCGGCACCCCUGGGGCCGAGAGAGAAGAGACUGGUAUCAGGGAGCAGGAGGUCGGCGUAAAGGAGGAGGAGAACGAGCGGAGAGAGUCAACUUGCGUGUCACACGGGUCGAUCUCGGUCAUGGGGCGGCAGAGGGUGAUGGAGGAUGCAGUUAUGGUGGUGCCGGAGGCGGUGACCUGGGGCCUGAGCUCUUAUGAUUUCUUUGCUGUUUACGAUGGCCACGGGGGUUCCAGUGUGGCGGACUUGUGCCGCGAUCGUAUGCACAAGCUGCUGUCCCGCGAGACGGAGGAGUGCAGCCCGGAUCGUGGAGGAGGAGGGCUGGUUGACUGGAGCAAGGUGAUGGCGGCGUGCUUCCAGAAGAUGGACGAGGAGGUCAGACUCAGUGGUGGUGACAGCCAGGACAUUGCCAGUGUGACAGAGGUGGAUGGUCGCUCAUCGCCAGAGGCGACAGUGGGGUGCACAGCGGUAGUGGCAGUGGUUGGAAAGGAGGAGAUCGUAGUGGCGAACUGCGGCGACUCAAGGGCAGUUCUGUGUCGGGGGGACGAUGCUGUUCCAUUGUCUCGCGAUCAUAAGCCCGACAGGCCUGAUGAAAGGAAUAGAAUUGAAGCAGCAGGAGGAAGUGUCAUAAACUGGAAUGGUUCCCGUGUUUUAGGUGUUUUGGCUACUUCAAGAUCGAUUGGUGACCGUUACUUGGAGCCGUAUGUGAUAUCGGUACCGGAAGUGACGGUCAACAAGAGGACUGAAGUGGAUAAUUUCCUUGUGAUAGCAAGUGACGGACUCUGGGACGUGGUCUCAAGCGAAGUGGCCUGCUUGGUUGUAAAGAGGUGCCUCGAGGGGCGAAUUAGGUGGAGAUCCGAGAGGGAGUGUAGCUGUAACAGAGCUGCGGACGGGGCGGCCAUGCUCAUUGAGCUGGCAAUUGCUCGAGGUAGCAAGGACAACAUAAGCGUCAUUGUGGUCGAUCUCAAGAAGUCGAGCAGCAGUAGCUCUUGAAGUACUUUCCUUUUCUUUUCUUUUUUUUCACUCAUGCCGUGUUUUCUCUGUCCAUAGUCUGUUGCAUUUGUCCCGUGAUCCCAGCAUAGCAGCAUGGAUUUACGAUGUUGUUUUAGUUUGAGUAUGCCGAUGUGCUUGGAACUGAUCGAGUGUUCUCGUCCAAGGGGUGAUUUAUUUUACCAAGACGAAUGUAAAUAUGUAAUGGCUUGCCAAUUUC